CCUGGCAGAAAAGUUGCGAAUUUCGUAAAUUUUGGACUCUAGCUCCCCACAGCACUUUCCUCUUCUACGUUUCCGCACGACUCGAGCACGCAGCGAGAAUGUCCAAGUCAGAUAUCAAAGAGGACAAAAAGAAGCGGAAGAGGCAAGCCGAGGAGACUGAGGACGUGAUCAAGAAGGUCAAAAAGACCAAGAAAUCGAAGGACGCCCCUGCGGAAGCACCAGUAGCCGCCGAGAAGGAGAAGAAGAAGACGGAUAAGAAGUCGAAGAAGAGCAAGGACGUCGAGCAAGAUUCUGUAACACAGGAUACUGCUAGUAGCGACAAGAAGAAGGAGAAGAAGUCUAAGAGGUCCAAAGAAACCGCAACAGCUGUCGCACCCGAAGCCCCAGCGGCCAGUGGCACUGCCAAAGACACUUCCCUCGAGCAAGACUUCAUUCGCUUCGAUGACGAGCCAAUGCCCGAUGCUUCGGCCGAAAAGACCGACGACGCGAUCUCGGAGUCGGACAAAAAGAAGUCAAAGAAGGAUAAAAAGUCGAAAAAGGCGGAGAAUGAGCUCAUGGCUGAGCCUUCCUUGAGCAAUGGAGUGGCAGUGCCUCCAGAAGAGCAGAGCGCGAGCUCAGAGAAGGAUAAGAAGAAGUCGAAGAAGGACAAGAAGGACAAGAAAUCGAAGAAGUCUAAGGGCGAGGCCGAGGCUAUGCACGAAGAGCAGAACGGUGCUGGCGAGGCAGUCAACGUCGAUGGCAACACAGAGGAAAAGACACCAGAGGAAGGAACUGCUGUGCAGGAUCCCGACGUCAUAACCUCGAAAUCGAAAAAGGACAAGAAGUCGAAGAAGGAUAAGAAGGCUUCAAAGGCUGCCAAAGCACAAGCGGAGGAAGAAUCCACGACUGAGACGAAUGGUACAGCCGCUCCCGAAGAUCAGGUCGCCGAGGACAAUGCCCAAGAAAAUAGCGAGGGUCAAGAGGAUGCUUCCGCUAAUAAGAAGGAUCGCUUUAUCGUAUUCGUCGGCAAUCUUCCCUACAGCGCAACAAAAGAACAAAUCGAAAAGCACUUCGAGAAACUAAAACCCUUUCAACUCCGCCUUCGCACAUACAAAGACGGCAAGUCCAUGGGCACCGCCUUUAUUGAAUUCGAUCGCUACGACCACAUGCAGACGGCCCUGACCAAGUACCAUCACUCUGUCUUCUCUGACGGGAAGAAAAAGGAAGGCAGGAAGAUCAAUGUAGAGCUAAGUGCUGGCGGCGGCGGAAAUACCCCCGCCCGAAUGGAGAAGAUCAAAAGCAAGAACGAGAAGCUUUCCAACGAGCGUCAGCGUGCGCGGGAAAAGCGCGAGGAAGUCGAAGCGAAGCAGAAGGAGCGCAAGGAGAAGAAGGAGACCAAGCAGAAGAAGGGCGUCAAGGAGGGAGAGGAUACUGAAGUCGGAGACGCAGACGCAGAGCAAGCUACAGGCUCAGAUGAGCAUAGUGGAAUGCAUCCUGCCCGGCUUGCCAUGAUGCAGAAAGGCGGUCUGAAAUGGAAAGGACAUACCAGACAGCGGUAUUGAUGUUGGGAUCUCUCGGGCCUAACCGUGUGAUCUGAGCAUAAGCCAUUUGUUCUAUUUGGUUGCGAGAUUUGGCUAGAUAUCUCGUAGGAUGUUCUCACGCAUGAUACGAAUCCAC
Trematosphaeria pertusa is the source of this 1656-nucleotide messenger RNA. RefSeq lists its product as uncharacterized. The transcript has 3 exons. The coding region runs from base 99 to 1541 and encodes 480 amino acids. NCBI's taxonomy places the organism in Eukaryota, Fungi, Ascomycota, Dothideomycetes, Pleosporales, Trematosphaeriaceae. The record is from RefSeq and is a predicted model, not a curated record. Gene Ontology annotation, molecular function: RNA binding.